Manis pentadactyla (Chinese pangolin) is the source of this 3243-nucleotide messenger RNA. RefSeq names its product SH3 domain-binding protein 5-like. Gene Ontology annotation, biological process: negative regulation of protein tyrosine kinase activity; intracellular signal transduction. Bases 557 to 1897 code for a protein of 446 amino acids. Lineage: Eukaryota; Metazoa; Chordata; Mammalia; Pholidota; Manidae. The record is from RefSeq and is a predicted model, not a curated record. Gene Ontology annotation, molecular function: protein kinase inhibitor activity. The transcript has 8 exons. Gene Ontology annotation, cellular component: cytoplasm.
GGGCCGGGGGCACCGUUUGUACGGCCGCCGCUGGCGGGCGGGGCUUAUUCCCGGAUGUCGUACUUCCGCUUCCUGUGGCUGCGGCGCGACUGGUUGGCCCGGCGGCCGCGGGACGGGGAAGGUUCUUUGCAGCGCGGAGCGCGGCGUCCGGGAAGGUCCCCCGAGACUCGCAGCCCGCAGCCGCUGUUCGGGCCCAGCCUCUACGGUCGCCGCCGCAGCCUGGAGGCGCCUGCCUCCGCCCUCCCGAAUGGUGCUCCUCCUCGCAGGCCUCGGCCCAGGAUCCAGCCCCCCGGCCUCGCCCGUCCCGAAGCUGCCGCUCCCAGCCUGUCCUGGCGGGCUCUCCGCGGCCGGGAGGGAAGAACGGCGCCGACGCGGCUGCAGCUCCCGGAAUCCCACUGACAGCUUGACGCCCAGCCUCUAAUCCGGUGUGAGGUUCUUACUGUGCCCCUUUCCCGCCCUUCCUAAAGCCAGGAGCCCGGGAAGCCCCAGGCUAGGGCCCUGGUCCCGGCAUGCCCGUCCUCUGCUGUGCAUAGGGCAGUGCCCGCUCCCAGCCGGCAUGGCUGAGUUGCGGCCGGUUCCAGGGGGCCGGGAAACCCCGCAGGGGGAGCUUCGUCCAGAGGUACAGGAUGAAGCCCCUCGGAGCCCAGUCGCAGAGGAGCCGGGAGGAGGUGGAAGCAGCCGCGGGGAGGCCAAGUUGUCCCCAAGAGAAGAGGAAGAACUGGAUCCUAGAAUACAGGACCGGAAACAAGUCGGUCAGCAAGUCACGGCAUUGCAGUGUGACAGCAGCCGAGCUGUGGGCGCGGGGGCAAGGGAAGGGCCCGCCGGGUGCCUGGGCUGUGCAGCGGCCUGCGGAAGAAGCGAAUCGGCACAUUGGCAGCAGAUGCGGGAGGUGCCGGAGGAGGAGCUGGAGCACCUGAACCAGGCCAGCGAGGAGAUCAACCAGGUGGAGCUGCAGCUGGAUGAGGCCAGGACCACCUAUCGGAGGAUCCUACAGGAGUCGGCGAGGAAGCUCAACAUGCAGGGCUCCCAGCUGGGGAGCUGCAUCGAGAAAGCCCGGCCCUACUAUGAGGCCCGGCGGCUGGCUAAGGAGGCCCAGCAGGAGACACAGAAGGCAGCGCUGCGGUACGAGCGCGCUGUGAGCAUGCACAAUGCUGCCCGGGAGAUGGUGUUCGUGGCUGAGCAGGGUGUCAUGGCUGACAAGAACCGGCUGGACCCCACGUGGCAGGAGAUGCUCAACCACGCCACCUGCAAGGUUAAUGAGGCGGAGGAGGAGCGGCUUCGUGGCGAGCGGGAGCACCAGCGGGUGACACGGCUGUGCCAGCAGGCUGAGGCGCGGGUCCAGGCUCUGCAGAAGACACUCCGGCGGGCCAUUGGGAAGAGCCGCCCCUACUUUGAGCUCAAGGCCCAGUUCAGCCAGAUCCUGGAGGAGCACAAGGCCAAGGUGACAGAGCUGGAGCAGCAGGUGGCCCAGGCCAAGACCCGCUACUCGGUAGCCCUGCGCAACCUGGAGCAGAUCAGCGAGCAGAUUCAUGCCCGGCGCCGGGGUCUUCCCCCUGGGCCUCCUGGCCAACGGCGCUCCUCCCCCGUGGGGGCCGAGGCUGGGCCUGAUGGCAGCGAGGACGGGGACAGUGGGAUCCUGGAGGGAGCUGAGGGGGGUGGCCUGGAGGAGGGCGGCGGCCUGGGGCCCGGGCCCGGCCCUGACACAGACACGCUGAGCCUACUGAGCCUGCGCACCGUGGCCUCGGACCUGCAGAAGUGUGACUCCGUGGAGCACCUGCGGGGCCUCUCAGACCAUGCCAGCCUGGAUGGCCAGGAGCUGGGGCCCCGGAGCGGCUGGCGCAGGGGCAGUGACGGCAAGGGCCGUGCGGGCCGCCACCAGCGCAGCAUCAGCCUGUAGCUCCGUUCGGCGUGGCUGGUCGUCUCUGUCACUGGCUCGGUGGGCAGGGCAGGCCCCGCGCCCUCUCCUGGGGUCUGGCUUCCCCAGGCAAGGUCAGGCUGGCCGGCUGAGUCCUGCGUGCGAGGCUUCCCACCCCGCACCCCCACCCUUCCGUGCAGGUGGCAGCUCUUUGCCUUACCCCUUCAGAGGGCUUGUGUCUGGCGCUCACAUCUCCCCUUGCCCUGCUGGCUGCCCACAGUCUGUCUGAUGCCCUCUGCUGUUUCUCCUUCCAGGGUCUGGCUUUUUCCUUCAGGGAACUUAGUCUAGGAGGCACAGCAAAGCCUGUCAGGGUGGGUGCUAGGCCCUCAGCUUGCAGGAACUCCAGGUGCCCUUCUCCCGGGGCUCCCUUGGGCUGCUUCAGAGCCCUCCUGGCCACCCUGCAUCCCGGGCCUCUGUCCCAGCCUGUGGGUGGCCUGUCAGGCGUGCUGUGGAAGACAGCACUGCUCCCCUCAGCACUCCCUUGGGACCUCAGCCACUUUGCUACGUGUGCCCCAAAGCAGGACGUGAAGGAUGGUGGUGUCAGGAAAGGUGAAACCGCCCCAGUGUCAGCAUCAGUGACACUCCCCAGUCCGUGCGUGCUCCCAAGUGCAUGGUGGUUCCCAGAUGGGCUGGGCCCUUAAUGCUGCCAAGGUGCUAGUGGGUCUCCAGCAGGGCCCAUGUCGGGGGUUGCACUGAGGGCCUGAUGGCUGAGGCCUUUGCUGUCUCUACUGCAGUCAGGUUCACUCUUCUGGGAUGAGGAGCUGAGGAUGCCAGCUGACUCUCAGUGGCCUCCUCCGGUGGAGUUAGGGAAUCUGGUGCUCAACUGCUGUCCCUUGCUCUUCCCUAAACCAAACAAUACCUACUCCCGGACCCCAUGGGGGUGCUCCAGUCUGGCUGCUGAGUCUGCUGAUGUGCAGACAGGUUGGCUGGUUUGAAGGGACCCACUUGCCACUGGGAGCAAGCAGCUCCAGGUGUCUGGUGGUGUCCAACCUGUGUGGGUGGAAAGUGGGGAAGCCACACUGGAUCUGGGUGCCUUGGGAGAGCCAGACCUCUGUCCUGCCCCAUCCCUGGGGGAGUGAGAGUUGGGCCCUGGGCAGGAGAGCUUGUGCCCAGGCUUGCAUGCUGCUGCCAUCGGCUGGGAGGGGUGGGCCUUUACGUGCAGGCGCCUCUCAUGGGUCACGAUGAGAACUGCCAGGUUUGAGGUGGCCAUGGGUGUAGGGAAGCAAGGAGGAAUUGGGUGAGCGUGCGUGCAUGUGCUGGUGUGUGUGUGGGUAAAGGGUCUGCCAUCGGUUUUAUUUAAAUAAAAUAGUUUAUGUAUGUAGCAGUAA